Messenger RNA from Emericellopsis atlantica, 994 nucleotides. RefSeq names its product short chain dehydrogenase. The coding region runs from base 37 to 978 and encodes 313 amino acids. Gene Ontology annotation, molecular function: oxidoreductase activity. The record is from RefSeq and is a predicted model, not a curated record. The transcript is spliced from 4 exons. Lineage: Eukaryota; Fungi; Ascomycota; Sordariomycetes; Hypocreales; Bionectriaceae.
AAUAUAAGAAAGCUUUGACCCGACAGCUCUACCUCAAUGGCUUCAAGUUCACAACCGCGGCCUGUCGCCGUAGUCAUCGGCGCAUCACGCGGUAUCGGGCGGCAGGUAGCCAUUGACCUGGCCAGCGAGGGCUACCGAGUUGUUGUGGCUGCCAAAAGCACCAGCGACGCGUCGAAAGUCUCGCCAUUCCCACCAGACCCGAACUCAUCCGAAUCUACGAUCAACACGGUGCAACGUGAGAUUCAAGAAGCAGGAAAGGAGAGUCUAGCGAUAGAAGUCGACACGAGGUCCCCAGAAAGCAUCGAAAGGCUAUUCCAGAAGACGUAUGAUGCUUACAAGCGCCUUGAUGUGCUCAUUUACAACUCUGGUGCUAUAUGGUGGGCACCUGUUGAUCGCACGCCAUUGAAGCGAUUUCAGCUACUGCAAAGCGUCAAUAUGGAGGGUCUCUACAGCGCAGUGCAGACAUCGCUGCCUCUCUUUGAGAAAAAUGGCUGGAAUGGCCGGAUCAUUGUCGUCAGCCCGCCGAUUUACUCGAGAUUCUUCAAGGGCAAGACAGCCUACGCCGUUGGCAAAGUUGGCAUGUCUGUCCUGACUAAAGGAUUGGCGGUUGACUGGAAAAGACAGGGGAAGAACAAUAUGGCCAUUACGAGUAUUUGGCCGGCCACGGCCAUUAUAUCCGCAGCCACCCCCGAUUCGAGGCUGCUGCCAGAUCUGAGGAAACCGACUAUUUUUUCGGAUGCGAUCCUCGAGAUCCUCAAGAGUCCUGCGCAGAGCGUCAGUGGGUCUCUCGUACUUGACGAAGACUUCCUCCGAGAACGAGGAAUGCAAGAUUUCUCCAAGUACAGCGUCGUUCCGGGAUCCAGUCCUCAAAGGAUCAUGCCAGCAAGUUUCCCAACGCUUGCGGUCGCUGAAGAAGACGACGAAGGACUCCCUGCUAGUAGCGUAGGAGAGAUCACACAGCGGGACUCCAGGAUUUAGAUAACUCGAGGGUACA